This is a messenger RNA of Pollicipes pollicipes, 1377 nucleotides long. RefSeq names its product WD repeat and SOCS box-containing protein 1. Lineage: Eukaryota; Metazoa; Arthropoda; Thecostraca; Pollicipedomorpha; Pollicipedidae. The record is from RefSeq and is a predicted model, not a curated record. Gene Ontology annotation, molecular function: protein binding. Gene Ontology annotation, biological process: intracellular signal transduction; protein polyubiquitination. The transcript has 5 exons. Bases 47 to 721 code for a protein of 224 amino acids.
CGCUCCUGCCUGCUGGCAGGCCUGGGACCUCACCGACGACGGCAACAUGUACAAGACGCUGUCCGAGUGCCGCGUACCGCUGCUGCGCUGCUCCUGGAGCCCCGACGGUCGCCAGCUGGUCGCCUGCGGCCAGAGCAAGCUGCUUUACGUAUACAAUAUGGUGACAUACAAGCGUCACUUGGUACUGGAGGGCCACGUCCACGACGCCACUUCGUGCUCCUUCAGUUCCGAUGGCAGGCUGAUCAUUUCCGGCUCGCUCGACACGCGCGCCAUCGUGUGGGACGCCGAGACAGGGGCGCAGCUGCAGACCCUGCUGCACCUGAACCCGCCGCCCCGCCUCAUCUUCGCCUCGGGCGAGAACGGCGCCUGGGUCAGGGCGGCCGUCAUGUCCAAGUCCAUGUGCCAGACGGCGACGGUGUGCGAGGACGGGUUCGUUCGGUUCUGGAACGUGUGGCAGGAGUCGUCGGAGCCGGCCCUGUCCGUGCUGGUGCCCCGCAUCAAGGAGGACGAAAUGCUGACCUCGUGCACCUUCAACGCCGCAGGCAGCGUCCUGGCUGUGGGGACCAGCCACGGUAGCGUGACGUUCCUAACCGUGCCAAAGCAUAUUCCGUCCCUGAUGCACUCCGCGCGGCGCGCCAUCCGCAUGCUGACACCUGGCGAGGACGUCGAGAAGCUCCCGCUGCCCGCCGGCGUCCGCGCGUACCUCCGAUACGCGCUGUGACGGGCUGUGACGGACGCUCCGGAAGAAGAGGGUGUCCGUGAUGUCGACUGUUCUUGAGGCAUUCCAAAUGGGGAAUGGUGGGGUGGAUUGCGCGGUUUUGCGUGUGUGUGUGCAAGUGUGACGAAGUUACCCAGUGUUCUACUACCGCAUUCACUCAUCCCGCAGACGCGGUCGUCUCAGUUCAAGUGCAGUUGAGUGGCGCGUCUGAUUUCACCACAUGCCAUCUCACACUGGGUCGGUUGGUGAGUUGUGAGUAGACUAACGUUUCUUAAUUUGUGAGACGCGAUGACUGACAGGCGAGUGCGUGUCCCCGUAGCCAUAGCUUUAUGCUAAUGUCGCCACGGUUCUGUGGCUGCGCCACAGCCUUAAACUACAGGCGGGAUGUUGUUGUGAUAGUGCCCGAUGCUUAAGAUCGCAGCUGACCGCCCCACGCGGUAAAGCGAGAUGGCCACUUUGCUGUGCCCUUUCCUCCCUUGCAAUAUGAUAGGGCUUACUGCCGUCGCAGACUGCCCUGCUCGUGUUUUACUGUUGGAUUCGCGUGUUAACGGAUUUGGGUGUUUGUUGGAAACCAACAGAGCUCAGCAACGCUUCUCAAGGGACGUGUGUCGGGGUUUUAUUACAAUAAACGUUUGCAUGGCGACGGUGUUGUUGACGUC